Messenger RNA from Pelecanus crispus (Dalmatian pelican), 294 nucleotides. The record is from RefSeq and is a predicted model, not a curated record. NCBI's taxonomy places the organism in Eukaryota, Metazoa, Chordata, Aves, Pelecaniformes, Pelecanidae.
UUGGGUGAGGGGCAGGUGCCAAGCGCAGCUGUGCCGGAGCUGCUCCGUGUCACCAAGCCGGGAGGCUUCCUCUGCCUGACGACAAGGAGCAACCCCUCGAACCUACAGUACAAGGCAGAGCUGGAGGCAGUGCUGGAGAGGCUUCAGGGAGCCUGGCGGAAGGUCCUGGCCCAGGAGGUAGAGCGCUGGGAGAGGGCCACCUCCGAGGAGGAGAGCACUCAGGGCACCGGCUACAUCUCCGGUGUGGUCUAUGUCUAUCAGAAAUGCCCUGUACUCUGCCUCAAGGAGGGCUGA